AUGGAAAUCGAAAGUCAUGAAGAGAAACUGGACGAAAUUGAACAAUCAUUCAAGGAGGUGCAAGAAAAGUUGUUGGAAUUGGAGAAGAGCGUAAAGAAAAGAGACGACUUGCUGCAGUCGAUAGAAGGCACUAUGAAGCAAGUGGAAGAUUCUAUGACCGGUAGAUAUGAAACGCUGCAAGACAAGCUUGCGGAAUUAGAGCAGAAUCAUACUCUUGCUAAGGAUGACGUUUUGCAGAAGUUGAUGGAACGUCCGACUCAGGAAAAGUAUGACAGUCUACAGAGCACGUUGAUGGAACUUCAGAACAACAUUACAGCAAAGGACGGUUCCCUGCAGGAGAUCGAGCGUUCUAUUAAGGAGGUGCAACUGUCUGCACAAGAAAAUGAGUUGGAAUUUCAGAAGAGCUUAAAGAAAACGGACGAUUCUAUUAAGCAAGUGAAAGAUUCUUUGGCCGGUAGAUAUGUGACACUGCAAGACAAGCUUGCUGAAUUAGAGCAGAAUCAUACUCUCACUAAGGAUGACAUUUUGCAGAAGUUGAUGGAGCGUCCAACUCAGGAAAAGUAUGACAAUCUACAGAGCACGUUGAUGGAACUUCAGAACAACAUUACAGCAAGGGACGGCUCCCUGCAGGAGAUCGAGCGAUCUAUUAAGGAACUUGAACGCAAUGUGAACGAGCGAGAUGAAACUCAGAAUGGUAAACUGAUUGAAAUCAGAAAACAAAUGCAGGCAAAGGAAAAUACCCUGCAGGAGAUGAUGCGGAACAUGACCAUAUUAGUAGACCAUUCGAAGGUUAAACUUGAAGAGCUAGAAGCUAACCUCAACGAGCUGCAAAAUGAAACCGAAAGUAUCAUAAACCACAGCUUUCCUAGGUCAUGCAAGGACGUGUCAUCAAACAAAUCUGGUUCUUACGAGAUCUAUCUUGGGAAUGGUCAAUUUAAAACGGUAUUUUGUGAACAGACCGCAUUCGGCGGCGGCUGGAUUGUAUUCCAGUAUCGCUUCAACGGGAAAGUUGAUUUCUACCGAACCUGGAAUGAGUAUCGCGAUGGCUUUGGAACAAUUGACGGGGAGUUUUGGUUAGGUUUGAAGUAUCUUCACCAGCUGACCUCAACCCGGAAGCACGAGCUUAUGGUGGAAGUGAAAGACUAUUACGGAAACUACGGCUAUGCAAAGUAUGAUCACUUCGAGAUUGGCAGUGAAGCGGAAAAGUUCAUCCUAAAGGUUGGAAAUUAUAGUGGAACGGCUGGAGACUCAAUGAUUUACGAUCGGGGCAUGAAGUUCACUACUAAGGAUAGCGAUAAUGAUAAAGAUAGUAGUGUUCAAUGUGCCAAGGCUCGUUACGGAGCUUGGUGGUACCACAGCUGCACCAAUGCCAACCUCAACGGACCGUAUGGAAACAUAUCACGUGAUGGAGAGAAGGUGAUGUACUGGUUCCAUUUAAAAAAUGACCGUCGCGCUAUGGUAUACUCCAGAAUGAUGCUUCGUGAAAUCGAUUAA
Molecule: messenger RNA, 1494 nt
Organism: Anopheles coustani
Lineage: Eukaryota; Metazoa; Arthropoda; Insecta; Diptera; Culicidae
Product: angiopoietin-related protein 7-like
Exons: 6
Coding region: 1-1494 (497 amino acids)
Source: RefSeq, a predicted model, not a curated record